Messenger RNA from Aedes aegypti (yellow fever mosquito), 1466 nucleotides. RefSeq lists its product as uncharacterized. The record is from RefSeq and is a predicted model, not a curated record. Bases 377 to 1330 code for a protein of 317 amino acids. The transcript has 2 exons. Lineage: Eukaryota; Metazoa; Arthropoda; Insecta; Diptera; Culicidae.
GUCGGCAUAUGUCACGCCACGUGUGAAGGUGUAGAGUAAGCAGUUUUAGUGUAAUAAAUAGGAACGGCACACGAGGUUCAGAUCUCUUUCAUCGUUCAGUGUGCGUUGCAGUCAGUUUUGUCAUUUUUUAAAAAGAACCCCCGACUAGAUAACUCGUUAAGUGGCGCAGCCGGUAGGAUUAUCGCGAAGUGGUGUUUAAAAAAGUGCUACGGACGACAUGAACUGAUUCAUCAUCAGCAGCGGCGACAUCCAACAUAAUCACGCUCAGGAUAAGACUGGAUCAUCAUUCAGCAGGCAGCGACAUUACAGAGGAUCACGUUACACAUAAGACUGGUGGAAUCAACCAACCGAUCUGAAGCACGCCACGGCGAUCUCCAUGGCCAUCAUCAUUUUCGGACUGCUCCUGCUGACGUUAGGAAACGCAGAAAUUUAUAUUCAUGACAUCAGGCAGAACCCCAUCAUUAUACUCCCUAUCGGCACAGCAAAAAUUUGUAACAGCUAUUUAAGAAUUGUGCAUUCUAUAGAACUAGGUCCUAUAAAACAAGUUAUUGAUUAUUUAUAUUCAGAAGCACAGAAAAAAAUUAUCUAUGACAAAUUAUUAAGUCCAAUUAUAAAAACAAAAAUUGAAAAACUGUCCCUUACAUUUAGAAAAAUUCAAUCAUCAGACAAAAGAGUAAAAAGAUGGGAUAGCUUAGGGAAAGGUUGGAAGUACAUAUCAGGAAGUCCUGAUGCCGAUGAUAUUAGACUAAUUAAUGCAACUAUAAAUUCAAUGAUAGACCAGGAAAACAACCAGAUCAGGAUUAAUUCCGGGUUGGAUAGCAGGAUUAGGAACAUAACAUACAGUAUAAACGUCCUUAUCUCCAAGUUCAGUAGCCUGUCAACAGAGUUUAACGAAGGAUUUUCUUCGGUCAACCUACUCUUCAAUAUAGAUGAGCUGAUCCAACAAGUCGAGACAAUUGGCGAAGCCAUAACCUUAGCACGAGUAAACAUCCCGAGCAGCAGACUUAUCAGCCUCACCGAGUUGGCUGUAGCACAACAGUUUUUGAAGGAUCAAGGACUCGACGUAGCCACAGCGGAAAGUGUACUUGAAAUUGCUCGAGCAUACGUGGUAACUACCAGGGAAUCCAUAAAGUAUAUAUUAAGGGUACCGAAGGUAACAAACGAAAUUUACACUCUCUACCAAGUUGAACCAGUAAUAUCUAACGGAACUAGAGUUCAACUUGACGCCAACUUCUACCUGAAUGGAACAACUCCGUAUUGUUCAAAGUCAAUCUGCGAUCAAUAUGCAAACCACUUUAUUUGUCAAUCUUCGCAGCUUGAGUCUCCAUAAAAAUGCAUCCAGAAAUUGAUGAGCGGCUCCUCAGCGCACUGCCCCAUGGAGAAAGUCUAUGGCCGAAACAUUAUCAAACGGAUCAACGAUGCUACAAUCAUCAUUCACGAAGCAGACAUCACGCUCAAAUCAAACU